This is a messenger RNA of Labrus bergylta (ballan wrasse), 1423 nucleotides long. Lineage: Eukaryota; Metazoa; Chordata; Actinopteri; Labriformes; Labridae. The record is from RefSeq and is a predicted model, not a curated record.
AUGAAAAACAAGAAGAAAUGUAAAAAUAAAUUUAGUCAGAAGAAUCCUGAGGAGGCAGUAAAUAAAGCAGAAUCUACAGAGGAACACAAACCAAAGGAAGAAGACAGCAACAACAACAACAAAAGUGAAAAAGUCACUCAGACACCAGCCAAGAAAAAGCAAAAGGAAUGUAAAGCACAGAAAAGGAAACGAACUGAAGAGCUGGCUGAAAUAACUUGUACAACAGAAACACAGACACUCAGAGAAGAAAAGGGCGACAAGGUUGAAAAAGGUGCGACUGAAUCAAAACAAAAAGCUGCUGAACCCAAGGUGGAGAUCACAGACGAGCCGCAGUCACCCACAAAAAGAGUGAAACCCGAGCUGAGCAGAGAGCAGAGUCUAAGACGAGAGAAGCUUCGGAAAAUGCUGAGCAAGGAAGCAGUCCGACAGGAGAGUCCCGCAGAGCAAAAGGACGAGGCAGCCGCACCAGAAACAGAUGUCAAACUGGACCGCUCGGCCUCCCUCAGGUCCCGCAUGGUCGAGCGUCUGGAGUCGGCUCGCUUCCGCUUCAUCAAUGAAGUUCUGUACAGCACGACCAGCGGCGAGGCCAGGCGGAUGUUCAAACAGGACCCGCAGGCCUUCGGGAUCUACCACAGAGGAUACACGGCACAGGUUCAGAGGUGGCCCGCCAAUCCAGUGGAUGCCAUCAUCGCGUACAUUCGUCAAAAGCCUCCCUCCCUGGUGGUCGCUGACUUCGGUUGCGGCGACUGUAAAAUCGCACGCAAUGUGAAGAACAAAGUGCACAGCUUCGACCUGGCAGCAGCCUGCGAGCUUGUCACAGUGUGUGACAUGGCCAACGUUCCUCUUCCUGACUGCUCGGUGGACAUCGCUGUGUUCUGCCUUUCUCUCAUGGGAACAAACCUCGCAGAUUUUCUAGCAGAGGCCAACCGGGUUUUAAAGAUGGGGGGCGUCCUACAAAUAGCGGAAGUUGCGAGUAGGUUCGAGAAUGUUCGAAGCUUCGUAACUGGACUGGCAAACCUGGGAUUCAAGAUGGUGUCGAAGGACACAGAGAACACUCACUUCUACACCUUUGAGUUAGUGAAGUCAGGAGGUGCUCCAGAAAAUGUGAAGAAGUUUGGACUUGAGCUGAAGCCGUGUGUCUACAAGAAGAGAUGAGGUGACAUGAGAGUGACCCCCCCCCCCCACCAAUAAGUGACAUUUUCCUAACUUUGACUUUAGAUGUGCAGCUCUGGUUUACUGCUCGCCAAAGCAGAAGUUGUACAUUUUUUAUAAAAAAUGUAAAAUGUUCAGUACAUGAUAUGUGCUGUAAUAAUGUUUCCUUUCAUUCUCCCUGGUUAGAUAUGAUCAGUGGAAUAUUCCUGAAAGGUGUGUUGUUGGAAUACAUAAAUACAAUCAGACAUUAAAUACAGAUACUUAUUUGGGA